Molecule: messenger RNA, 666 nt
Organism: Macrosiphum euphorbiae (potato aphid)
Lineage: Eukaryota; Metazoa; Arthropoda; Insecta; Hemiptera; Aphididae
Source: the annotation of a GenBank genome assembly
AUGCUCGGCUCUUGGUUUGGUCUACCAGUAGCUGAAUACUGCGCAUCCGUCUGGCCAAACAGCGCUCAUGUGGCAAAAGUAGACACCCAACUAAACACUACCGUAGUGAGACUAAUAUCUGGUACAAUAAAAUCGACACCUACUCACUGGCUCCCAACAUUAACAGAAAUUGCCCCCCCCCCACAACUUCGCAGAGCGAGUGCCUUAGUUAAAGAGCUCUCAAAAAUAAAUCUCAAUCAUGAACUGCCCAUUAAUAAUUUUAUUGAAGAUGCGACCAAAACACGAUUGAAGUCUAGAAACCCCCCCCCACCAAAAACAGCUGAGGACAUAAUCAACGCAAACUUCGACAUGAUGACGCAAUGGGAACAAACGUGGGCAGCCGCGGCAGAGAACGACAACAUCCUAGGUAACAUAUCACCAGGACAUAUACCCACAGGAUUUGACCUACAGCGCAAUCUGUGGUGCACACUUAAUAGAAUACGAACCUCGCACGGUAGAUGUGCAGAUUCCUUGCACAAAUGGGGCAUGAGAGACUCACCGGAAUGUGACUGUGGAGAAGAAUGUGACAGAGAAGCAGACCAUCUAUCACAUAGCUUUUGUAUGUCCUAUCCACGCCUACCAAGGUCCCGGAAUCGACUGCCUCGCAACCGCUCCAUAAUGUAUUAA